UAUAUCGGAGUAUUCGGUGAUAUAUCCAGACCGGUGUUAUCAGCUGGAUUACCGUAUUCCUAUUCUUUCUUUUUGAAACACACUCCAUCUUGUGGAGCGCGGUUCGACCUGCAGAGAUCGAAAUGGGUACAGUUGCCAUGUAUUGUACCGUAUAAUCAAAUCGAAGCCGGUCAAGCUCUUCUGCAUAUAAUUCUUGCCGGUAUCACGCUAAUUCUCAGUAUUGUGGUUGUAUUGGAAAGAAAACGUGAUAAAGAUCGAUUGAAACCUCCUCAAUCUGUCCAAUACGCACAGAUUAAGCGUAAUCAACUGCCGCCUCCAUUGACUAUUAGUGAACUUGGGAGCGGCUACGUGAACUCGUCCAGCGACGACAUGACGACGACAACUGUAACUCUACCUGAGCAACGAGUCGUUCCUCCAUUCUCUUAUGAGCGACAUAAUCGUAAUAAGCGAGCCAGGAUACGACCAAACUCGAUGCCACAACCAUAUAUCGAUCAGUACUCUUGCAUGACAGCUUCGGAGAGAGAAAAUUUUUCUACGAAACUACCGACAAGAAGAUCAACAUCCAGUGUUACAAAUGGGCGUUUCCGAAAGUCAUCCGAUCAACCGAGUCGAGUCAUGAUGCAUGAGGACCUUAAAGUAGACGACGUGCCAAAUGAGCAGGAGUUUGGCAGGCCGCCAGGUACACUGACGUCACUGAUCAGCUUCGAUCCGAAAAGCCGAACAUUGCUACGAGUACGUGAGCACAGAGAAUCAGACGAGGAUGAUGCUGAGGGCUAUAGUCGAAUAGGGAAGGAAUGUCCAGUGGACAGCGGACUGUAUGAGCGUAUUAGCGUCAGACCAAGGGAUCGCCCGACCGUGUUCCCAGCUCUACAAAAACCUGACAAGUCAAGGCUACAGGAUCUUAGUCACAGCCACGUCAGUUCGGUUUAUUCACUUUUCAUUCCAUAUUGA
Haemonchus placei is the source of this 951-nucleotide messenger RNA. The record is from the annotation of a GenBank genome assembly. Lineage: Eukaryota; Metazoa; Nematoda; Chromadorea; Rhabditida; Trichostrongylidae.